Molecule: messenger RNA, 1370 nt
Organism: Durusdinium trenchii
Lineage: Eukaryota; Dinophyceae; Suessiales; Symbiodiniaceae
Source: the annotation of a GenBank genome assembly
AGCUCAAGUUGCGCAGCUGCGAGCCUCAACUGGAGUGCCCAGCUGAGCUCACCGGGCGGAUCGUCCGCUCGUGCCCAGCUCGCAAUGGUCCAUGAGACUUUGAUUCAGCAUGGCUUUGAGCUCGCGCAUUCGCCCAUGGUCACGGAUGCAGUGUCCUUCAUCAGCGCUGGUUCGGCGAUGCGUGCCUUGCGGGAGACAGGUCACUCCAUCACGCCGCUGGGAGAUGCGUCCAUGGACGAGGCACUGGCUUGGUGAUCACUUCCACUUCACAGACCCGACAGACCGAGGCGCGGUUUCCACCCCGGACGCCCCGGGCGCCGUGGCACCCAACGAAGCGCCGCACGUGAAGGCCGCUCUAGACACGGAGGCCACACCUUCCGCUGAUGCCGGGGCAGGACGUAUGGUGGAAUUCUUUGCGCAGAGCUGUCCUCAUUGUCGACAUCUGGAUCCCAUUUGGAACGAUGCCCGGCAUCGCUGGGCUUCGACGCGUCCAGAGGAGACGGUGAGCUGGCAGCAGAAAGAGUGUUAUGGCGCCAACUGGGCUGAGGGCAAGGACCACGAUGAGUGCAUGAAGGAAGGCAUCCACAGCUUUCCCACCGUCCGAUUUUAUAGCCAGUCUGGAGAUUCUGUGGUGGAUUUCACCGAUGAGCGCACACCGGACAAGCUCAUCGGGUUCGCCGCCCAGCAGGCGGCGCAGCCUCAUGCGGCCGGCGCGCGCGGCGCGCGCAUCGCGCCGCUGGAGGAGACGCGGCGCCAUCCGGGUGAAGACGCCGCGGCGGCCUUGGCCGAGGCAACGCCUCUGAAGGUGGUGGAAUAUGUGGCCAAAAGUUGCCCGCACUGCAAGUCCAUGGAGCCAAUCUGGAAUGAGUUAAAGGCUGCCACCCAGCAGAAGGAUAUCAUUUGGGAGCAGAAGGAGUGCUUUGGCGAAGGCUGGACUCCGGGGAAAGAUCUGGAGGAGUGCAAGAGGAGCGACAUUCAAGGUUUUCCCACCUUGAAGCUCUUCUCGAGCCCCACAGCAGCUGGCGAAGAGUUCCAGGGUGCUAGGUCUGCCUCCAGCAUCCUCAAGUGGGUCGAGCAGCAUGCACCGCAGCCCACCGGAGUGGUCGCCGACCGGGCAUUGCAGGCAGUUCAGGCCUGCGUCGGUCCGCAGCUCUGGAUGGCUUCUUCCCUAUGCGGACCAGUGCUGCCACCACAGAGCAAGGCCAGCUUCCUCUAAGCCAGCGGCUGGCUCGGUGGUGUGCGAACAGCAGCCCGAGCAUGGGGGAACGGCGGCGGGGAGCCGAGCGGGAAUCCUCCGCCAGGCUCUGACAGCCGGACUUGUCAAUGUCGGCGCAGCGAGCGAAGCCGGAAGAUGGAAGAUGAGAUAGAAG